AUGUAUCAGAUCGGAAACAUCUAUGCGAUCACGGCCAUCGCCGUCAUCGGCGGAGGCCUCUUCGGCUUCGACAUCUCAUCAAUGAGCGCUGUGAUCGGCACCCAACAGUACCGAUGCUACUUCAACCAGAUGGGCGUCAACGAUGAAGGCAAGUGUGGUGGACCCAAAGCUGAUGUCCAAGGUGGCAUCACCGCAGCGAUGCCUGGCGGUAGUUUCGUGGGCGCUCUGAUCUCUGGCUUCCUCUCCGACAUCCUGGGUCGCAAGCGAUCCAUCCAGGUCGGCGCUGUCAUCUGGUGCAUUGGUUCUGCUAUCACAAGCGCAUCUCAGAAUAUUGGGAUGCUGGUUGUUGGAAGGUUCAUCAACGGUCUGUCUAUUGGCAUCUGCUCUGCUCAAGUGCCCGUGUACAUCGCAGAACUCGCACCGCCAUCAAAGCGUGGUCGAGUCGUAGGAGCGCAGCAAUGGGCGAUCACCUGGGGCAUCCUGAUCAUGUACUACAUGAGCUUCGGCUGCACCUACCUGGAUGGUCCGAAGGCCUUCCGCAUUCCAUGGGCGCUGCAGAUGAUCCCGGCCAUCAUUCUGUUCUUCGGUCUCUUCUUCAUGCCAGAGUCCCCCAGAUGGCUCGCCCGCAAGGACCGAUGGGAAGAGUGCCACAACGUCCUCGCUCUCGUACACGCCAAGGGCAACCGAGAGGCUCCGUAUGUGAUGCAUGAGCUCCAGGAAAUCCGUGAUAUGUGCGAGUUCGAGCGUCGCAAUGCUGAUGUUAGCUACCUGGAGCUCUUCAAGCCGCACAUGAUCAACCGUACGCAUAUUGGCGUCUUCACCCAGAUCUGGUCCCAGCUCACCGGCAUGAACGUAAUGAUGUACUACAUCGUGUAUGUCUUUGGCAUGGCUGGACUGACAGGCAACACCAACCUCAUCGCCUCCUCGAUUCAGUAUGUCAUCAAUGUCGGCAUGACUAUCUUCGCUCUUCUCUUCAUUGACCGAUGGGGUCGUCGAGUCCCGCUUCUUGUCGGUGCCACGCUGAUGGGAACCUGGAUGUUCGGUAAUGCUGGACUGCUAGCUUCGUACGGCAAACCUGCGCCUCCCGGUGGAAUCGAUGGUAUUGCAGAACAGAGCUGGCAGAUUUCUGGGGCUCCGGCUCGCGCGGUCAUUGCUUUCACAUACCUGUUCGUCGCCUCAUUUGCACCGACUUGGGGUCCGGUCAGCUGGAUCUACCCACCAGAGCUCUUUCCGCUGCGGGUGCGUGGCAAAGCUGUUGCUUUGACGACCUCAGCCAACUGGAUCUUCAAUUUUGCCUUGUCCUACUUCGUACCACCGGCAUUCGUCAACAUCAAGUGGAAGGCCUACCUCAUCUUCGGGUGCUUCAACGUCGCCAUGUUCGUUCACGUCUUCUUGUGCUUUCCUGAGACAUCCGGCAAGACUCUUGAGGAAGUUGAAGAGCUCUUUACCACGAAGGGGGUCAAGGCCUGGCAAACCAAGGUUCAAUAUCAAAAAAGCCGACGUGAAGAAGGUGGGGAGGUUGACAUGGAGAAGAAGCUCAGCUAUGCUCAGACACAGGAUAGCGCAGAGCAGACCACUGCUCAGCCGAAGACUGUCUGA
This is a messenger RNA of Cyphellophora attinorum, 1599 nucleotides long. Its product is annotated as High-affinity glucose transporter. Gene Ontology annotation, molecular function: carbohydrate:proton symporter activity. Lineage: Eukaryota; Fungi; Ascomycota; Eurotiomycetes; Chaetothyriales; Cyphellophoraceae. The coding region runs from base 1 to 1599 and encodes 532 amino acids. The record is from RefSeq and is a predicted model, not a curated record. Gene Ontology annotation, biological process: transmembrane transport; carbohydrate transport. Gene Ontology annotation, cellular component: membrane. The transcript is spliced from 6 exons.